Messenger RNA from Syngnathoides biaculeatus (alligator pipefish), 2921 nucleotides. RefSeq names its product syntaphilin (gene snpha). The transcript has 5 exons. Gene Ontology annotation, biological process: neuron differentiation. The coding region runs from base 183 to 1562 and encodes 459 amino acids. NCBI's taxonomy places the organism in Eukaryota, Metazoa, Chordata, Actinopteri, Syngnathiformes, Syngnathidae. The record is from RefSeq and is a predicted model, not a curated record. Gene Ontology annotation, cellular component: mitochondrion; cytoplasmic microtubule.
CAUGGCUGCAGGAUGCGCUCGGAUCCGCAUCGGAUGCGUCUUCCCGCCCCGCUGCCAGCGACGUGCCAGCUGCAGCCUCGGGUCCGCCGCCGUCGUCGUCCGUGCCAGCCGCACGCUCCGGUCCGAGGCUUCUGACACGCGUCUAGCAGGAAGGUCUGUGGGCGUCCCUCUCGAACAGGAGCAUGUCUCUAACGCUCACCCCAAGCAGGAAGCCUUCGUCAGGCCAGCGCAGGCGCUCAGCGGGAACGAGCGGCAGCAGUGCACGAUGCACCCAUGGUGACGUGUCCAGCACCAGCAACUACCCGCUGAAGAUCAAGACGGCGGAGGGAAGCCUCGCACCUCAGAUGUAUGCCGCCACCACGUCGAGGCGUCAAGCAAAGCACACAGUGUGUAGCGACAACCAUGGCAUCAGGCCUCCCACCCCGGAUCAGUACCUCACACCCCUGCAGCAGAAAGAGGUCUGCAUACGUCACCUGCGAGCCAGACUGAGGGACAACGUGGAGAGAUUGCAACACAGGGACUACGAAAUAGACGAGCUGCGGACUCAGCUGUACAGGAUGCAGGAAGACUGGAUCCAAGAGGAAUGCCACCGGGUGGAGGCCCAGCUCGCCCUCAAAGAGGCCCGCAAGGAAAUUCAGCACCUCCAGGAAGUGGUGGAGUCGGUGAGGUCCAACCUGGACCCCCAUCCCAGCCACGAGCCGCACGGCAAGACCCGGGACCCCGGGCCCGGCGGCAGGUCUCGCUCCUGCGGCUGCUCUCCCGCCGGCACUUUGACCCGCGGCAGGCGCCUGAGCGGCGAGGCCCCCCAGACCGAGUCGAGCCGAGCGCCGCGCCACCUGCUGCUGGAGGCGGCGCUGCUGUCGGAGCAGACGCCGCGCCGCGGCCGCGUCAAGGGGACGGCGUCUCCCUCGCCCGCCUGCGACCUUCUGUGCCGGGGGGCCGCCGCGUUGCCCGUCUCGCACUCCUGCCACUCUCUGGGCGCAAGUUGCUACCUCCCUCAUCAUCACUUGUUUCUGCACUUACCUCAGGAGGAGCCCCCGGAAGCGGCGGCCUCGGCUCCGACCCCGGUCGCGGUCCCGAGUCCUCCGGCGGGGAGGAAGCCGGAGGUGCGCUCGCGGGCCUGCAGUCCGACCAUGACCUGGAUUUCCUGCGAGGAAAACGCCGCGGAGGAGCUGAGUGUCAUUUCUGCGGCGUCGGCGGGGGCGAGACCCGCGGAGCUUCUCGUGUUUCCGCCCGAGGACCCCCACGUGUGCCAACCCCGCCCCGCGGCUCCUCUGAGGCAGGGAGUUGCCCUCCCGGACACGGAGGAAGAACCAGGAAGUGAGGAUCCCCCUCAGCGGUGCCACUGGAGCCCGUACUUUCUCGUGGAUCUGUUGGCUUUGGCCGCGCCGGUGGUCCCGACUGUGGCGUGGCUGUGCCGGGGGGCGCCUCGGGACAUCGUGCCCGUCUACCACAUCGGGUCCCUGCUGAGGGGGUGCUGCGCCGUGGCCCUGCACUCGCUCCGGCGGGGGGGCGCCGGCCCAGGACGCGGCCCGGCCGGCGUGAGUGGGACGCCCAUCUGAAUUUCCAUCUCAAUUAGAGCUGCCGGUUGAAAGUUUUUUUUUUUUUUUUUAAUCAGAUUAACCACUUUUUAAAUUUGGAUUCGUCUCGAUUAAUCACAGGCACCAAGUGUGCCACAGAUGAUAUUUUCAAGUUAUCCUUUCAUUUAGUACUCACGCCAAUGGAGGGGUGAGUAUUAAACGGACGACAAAUUUGAGCUUUUCGGCGACAUUUGGUGACUCUUGCAGCAAGCGCACGACGGCGCUUGGAGUUGCCGCUCGGUUGCUUCAAACGUGACGUCCUAAAAACUAUCAAGUGGAACCGCCAAAGUCCACCAAUCUCAUGUCCUCAUUUCCAAAAAAAUGAUGGAAAAACAUAAGCACAGUUAAUGUCACAUGAAAACAAAAUGCUGUUUGUGAGAAGUGACAAUUGAAAUGGUAACUUAUGAAGGAGCUUGUGUGCAGAUGUUUUUCACAAAUUAGAUGUAUACCGUAAUUCCCGGCCUACAGAGCACCCAGAAUGUUUGUCGAGGAAAUACUAUUUGGUACGUACAUACGUACGUCGCAGCCCUGUAAAAGCCGCAAGUGCCCACAUUGAAACAUGAGAUAUUUACAAAGAAAGACGGUGCACAGUUUAACGCUACCACCGCUGUGCUAAAGCUAACACUAGCGCAGCCAUGCUAACAGGGCCGGUUUCAAAAAAAAAAAAAAACACACUGGUAAAAAUCACUUUGACACUGCAGUAACACACUCGCGCAAUGCUAACAGCCGGUAAAAGUCACUUCCUCGGCACAUAUAUUCCACCAGUCUCUCUCUUACCUUUUCCGCAAGAGUGCCCCCUUGCGGAUGUUAGAAAAAAUGCACAAAUUAGUCGAAAUGCGGCAUAAACUGCAGGGUUGAAAGCGUGUGGGGAAAAAAAAAAAUUGCGGUUUAUAGGCCGGAAAUUAGGGUAUCUCCCCCCCCCCCCCACCUCAAAGAGAGGAAGCACUUAUUUUUGCGUUCCCUGUAAGGAGAUAGAUAUGUAGAUUUUAGAUAGCUAGAUAAAUAGUUCAGUACAAUAGGUUUACAUUCAAUAUUUUAGAACUGAUGUCAAACAAUUUUGUGCUAUUUUUAUUUAACGUUUACAUUUGAACGCACUUUGAUUAUUGAAGUGGAGCUUUGCAUUUGCCGAUAAUCCCGAAGCUCCUGUCGGGCGUGACGUCGCAAAUGAGCGUUUGGGUGACUUGUGUGGAAGUGAAUUAGUGCUGCCAGGAUUUGAAUUUGAAAUAUAAAGUGAUCACAUUUUCAAUAGUUGCAUUUCAGUGUCACUUUUCAACGUUAACGAUUCCCCCGUCCGUGCCACCAGGCAGGGUCGCUUCAGAUCAGAACCAAACAGCCAGCCAA